AUGUCUGCCUUCUUCGGGCUUGGCAAGACACGUACAUUCAAACCGCGCAAAGAUGUUCCCGAAGGAACAAAGCAAUACCAACUCCGAAAAUAUGCUGAAGCAACGCUGGGGUCGGGGAACCUCAGGCUUGCUGUUCAGCUGCCGGACGGUGAAGAUUUGAACGAAUGGUUGGCAGUACAUGCAGUCGAUUUUUUCAAUCAUUUGAACAUGCUGUAUGGCACUGUGACCGAAUUUUGCACGCGUCAAGAGUGUCCGAUAAUGUCUGCCGGUCCAAGAUACGAAUACCUCUGGGAAGACGGGGUGAAGUACAAACGUCCGACCAAAUUGCCAGCGCCAGAGUACGUCGAUGCUCUUAUGAACUGGGCGCAGAACCUCCUUGAGGACGAAGCUGUUUUCCCGAACAAGAUAGGAGUGCCAUUCCCUAAGAACUUCCGGGAUACAGUGCGGACUAUUGUCCGGCGACUGUUCCGAGUCUAUGCGCACAUAUACAGUAACCAUUUUGACCAUAUAUGUGCGCUAGGCAUUGAAGCGCAUCUCAAUACCAGUUAUAGACACUUUUUCUUAUUCAUCAAUGAGUUCGAUCUUGUCGAUAAGAAAGAACUCGCACCUCUGGACGAGUUAAACAACGCUAUUCUUGCGGAAGAUAAAACGCGAUAA
Lentinula edodes (shiitake mushroom) is the source of this 657-nucleotide messenger RNA. RefSeq names its product Mob1/phocein. Bases 1 to 657 code for a protein of 218 amino acids. Gene Ontology annotation, molecular function: protein kinase activator activity. Gene Ontology annotation, cellular component: nucleus; cytoplasm. The record is from RefSeq and is a predicted model, not a curated record. NCBI's taxonomy places the organism in Eukaryota, Fungi, Basidiomycota, Agaricomycetes, Agaricales, Omphalotaceae. Gene Ontology annotation, biological process: cell division; positive regulation of protein phosphorylation; signal transduction. The transcript has 9 exons.